This is a messenger RNA of Aegilops tauschii subsp. strangulata, 4491 nucleotides long. The record is from RefSeq and is a predicted model, not a curated record. Lineage: Eukaryota; Viridiplantae; Streptophyta; Magnoliopsida; Poales; Poaceae.
CUCCCCCCCACUGGGCAUCUUGCAUCAGAGAGUCCGCUCUGGACGGAGGAGCUCACCCGAGCAGCUCCACUGCGACGGCUGGGCGCAGUCCGCGGCGACCACAACGCCCGCGGAGGUCAUCCCUGGACCGGUCCGGUCGGGAUCCUGCCGGAUCCAUGCACGCCGGCGCUCACGGAGGGCGGCAGUUGCCGCGGCGGCGGGCGGGAUGGUGGCGGCGUGAUGUUGAUGGUGAAGGGGUCACGCUGGGCGGUGGAGACGGCUACGCGCAGGGUGCUGGCGGGGUCCGGGGCGGCGCCGGCGAGUUGGGAUUGGGGGUUUCCUGGGGCGGCGGCGCCUUGCAUUGCCGGGGCAGCGGCAGCGGCGGGCGGGGUCACCGAUAUAUUGAACUAAAAAAUCCCACCCCCACCCUGCCGACUAACCCCCAUCUUACCUUCUCCUGGUCGGCGCCGCCCGCCCACCACCUCCUCCCCAGCUCCCGGCGCCGUCCGCCACCCACCUGCCCCCGGCUUCCGGCGCCGCCCGCCGCCACCUCCCCACAGCUCCCGGCUCCGCCCGCCCCCCACCUCCACCCCGCAUCCCGGCGCCGCCCCCUGCUUCCACCCAACGCCGGCGCCGCCCCUGCUUCCACUCGCCGCCGCCGCCGCCAUCACUCCGCGCUUCCCCCCGCCCCCACUUCCUCCCUCGCUCCCGGCGCCGCCCCCUGCUUCCACCCAACGCAGGCGCCGCUCCUGCUUCCACCCGCCACCGGCGCCGCCCUCACUCCCCGCUUCCCCCCGCCAUCGGCGUGCCUCCCUGCUUCCAAGCGCCACCGUUGCCACUCUGCAUCCAGCCGUCGCCGUCGGGAGCCACCAAUCGCCGCGACCAGCCGUCCCUACCACCGUCUUGGCGACCCUCCCCCACCCCCGCAACGGACCGUCGCAUCCGCGUUGCUGCAUCCCGCGGCCACUGCGCGCCGUCCAACUCGGCAGUCCAACUGCUUGCUUCAUGCUCGGUCGCUCAAGGAGCUGCGUGAAGGUCACCCCGCGCUCCACCUUCCGGACACGCGACCCCGUCGCCGUGCUCCUGCAGCCACCUCCGGGGCGGUGCGCCCGGCCUCCUCUCUCCUCCUGCCACCUCCUAGCGCCGCGCCGAGCACACCCCGGGCUGCCUCUUCCUCUUGCUUACUCCCGCACGAGGCACGCUGCGCCGAGCACGCACCCGGCCGCCCCCCACCUCCGCACAAGUAGCAAUGGGGCUGACUGGAGUGAUCCCUGAACCAUUUUAUUAAAGGCCAUGGUUUCCAACAAUGCUAAUGCUACUAGAAAGGAGCUAGAGGCCAUGAAUCCUCUUGGCUUCUCCAAUUAGCAUGUUUGGCCAGUCCUGAAGCGCCUCCUCAAGCUCUGCGACGAUAACUGGGCGCCCAUCGAGGACGAGAGCUACCGCAUCCUUAUUGACACCAUACUGGGUGGCAAAAGCAAUGAACCAAUACCUACCACUACCCGUCAUUUUUCACAUCAGGUGACGUGCCAAAAAGAGUCCAAGGCUCACAACCCAACGCGGGGUCAGACCAGAUGACCAACACCUCUCCUGCUCAGUAUGACAAGGAUGUCAGUGAUAAUGAAAACCUCCCUCACAGCAGAGCGGCGGAGUGCAUACUUGCCAUCUACAUUUCAGAGCCCCAUCAGUUCAGUGAUCUCUCUCCCGAUGGAAGAAGGAUAUCCGUCCAAAGUGUGAGUUUUGCGACGUCGACGUGCAAGUUCUACAAUUUAUCCGUCCAGAUGGGAGAAGGAGAUCAGUCCAACCGACGCAUCUGAAGCGACAUAUGCAGAGCCAUUUGCCCGAGGUAUCGGAAUAAUUCUAUAUUUUUUGUGUUCAUUGGAUUUCCGGAUUGUUAGCGCAAGUGAUGCGUUCUGUUUUUGCCUGUUCAGUCCAAGUGGGAGAACAAAAGUAAGCACUGUCUGCUUAGAAGUUGUGUUUGAAACCCAUUUUUAAUAGUGAAACAAGUAAAUCACUCAGCUGCCACCGAACUGACGCCCCCUUCUCCGAGGAACCACCGCCGUCGGUACUUGCUUCCUGCGCCCCGCCGCCGCCCAGGGACCCAACGCGCUGCCGCUCCUCUGAUUCUGCUCCCCGGCUCUGCUUGCAAUUCUUCCGCCGACACCAAUGUUCAGCACCCCAACCUUCCUUUUUCUCUCGAUCUCACUUUGUUGCUGCUCUGCAUGAAGCAAAACAAACGUGUUUUAUAGGAUUUGCUAUAUAUGCGUACACCUUUGUAGGUUUUUUCUGCUCAAGUUUUGCUAGCAAAACAAGAUUUGUCACAGUUCAAUAUAAAUAGUGAGUUCAGUUAGCUGAUGGGAAAUAAAUCAACUAUAUGUGUGCACACUGCACUAGCAAUUCCAUAGAAAAAAAUCCAGCAGUUUGCUAAACAAAAAAUUCACACACAUGGCUCUGGAAAAUCAUUGAUCAGGUAAAGUUCAGUUCAGACCACACUAACUGGGCAAAUUAUAGAUAAUAUUUGCAAUGUCCUAAAUUCUCCCACUCUCUGGAAACAAAGUAGCAGAAAAGGAUGUAAAAAGGUGUAAAAUUCAAUUCAUCUGCAUGCAUAAGUCCGAAGAUUGUCGUAGAGCGAGUUCAAGUGUGGCUUCGUGAAAAGGUGUGGGUUUCUAUUAGUAAUUUGGCAGAAGCUGUACUUGAUUUUGUGGAGCUUUAUUGAAAAAUUAUGUUUGUGGACAUGUACUGUUGUUUGAUAUCACAAAUAGGAGCACAAAACCAGAGGAGCAACUUGAGCUGAUGCUGCCACUACUUUUCACUUGUGCCUUGAUUCUGCUUAAUUCAAUCUUGUGCUUAUUCUGUGCACAAAUUAAUGCUCUAUAGGUGCUUGUCAAAAUGCAUAUGAGAACCAUAUAUUUUUCCGUUUUUUUUUGGUAUAACGGUGCAAAAAUGAAUUAGCUUUUUUAGAGCUACAGGUCAUAAUGCCUGAAAUUCUUAUAUGAUUGCAUCAGUUCAGACUCGAGGAUACAAUAAGUUCGGAGUUCAAGUUUCAAAAUUCCGCAAGUUUGGAUAUAUCAUCUAGAUAAGUUCAACGAAAAAUUCUGCAAGUUUGGUGCGUGUGCUGUUACAAAUCUAAAUUCAUAUACAAUCCAUCUAGAAGGGAAUAUUUGGUAAGUACAAUUUUAUACCCGAAACGGAAAGUGUAACAUAGGGGAGGGAAUGAAGUGAAGCUUGGUCUCAAUUGAUUUGAGACAUGCAUUUUUUUAGUAUCAGCACCUCGGCUACCCAUUCAAGUAAUCACAAAGACCAUCAUGGAUGACGACGGGCCUACAGCAGCUAUGGUUUUAGUCAACUGUUUCAAAAAUGCGCAGUACUACUUUGUAUGCUUCACUCUUUGUCGUGGGAAGGUGACUAAAGCUCCAUAUUGCAAUUUCACUAGACUAUCCGGAUUUCAUUUAGUGUUCAAAAUUAAAUACUUUCUUGUCCAGUCAUACUAGUACUGAUGAAUAUCAAGUUGACGUUGUGCUUGGCCAUAGGCCUGCCCUUUCUCUCUCCCUUUGGUUCGAGGAGCAGCAACUGCUGGCCUGCAGUGCCGCCAUCUGAAGAAACAGGGGAGAUGGCCAUACUUCCCUUAUGGUAAUUAUGCAGGUGCGGAACCUUCCGAGCGCACGGCAACCUCGUCCAUCCAAGUUGAGCACUGGGCGCCGUCCGAGUAGAGCACCGCGCCUCGUCCAAGUUCCCAUCUAAUGUUGAAUAAUAUACCGCUGAGUGCUAUUGGCGGUCAGUUACUUCUUCCUUUCAUGCUGCACAUGUGAACUGAAAAUUGUAGAAAAGAGAAUUUAGUAUGUUUUGGAGAGCUUAAUUUCCCAAGUGGCAAAUUUGAUCUGUACCAGUAAGUACAUGAUUGAUAUUUUAGAAUAUGUGUGGUUCCAGUAAGUACAUGAGUACUAUUUAGCAUGUUUGAUUGCUUCUGAAUAAUGAAAAUGUGCGUGUACUGAUGCAUUUCAAAAAUUGUGAUGUGUGUUCUCAGGAAAAAACAUUUUCACGUUAUUGGUGCCGCUGGAUAACUGUCAUAGUUUGUCGCCAGCAAAGUCCUUGAACUUGGCUUAUACCAGUAGUAGAACUUACUGGUUCUCCGUGACAUAAAAUUGAAAACAGACAAAAAAUUCUCAAGAAUUGAGGCUUCGCCAAGGAACAAGACUUGUAACUAGCGCAAAGGAGACUAUGUCGAGAGGUGGCACUACUAGACUUGCUGAUGUGUAGUUAUGGCAUAAAAAAGAUGAAAAAAAUGGUAUCUUGUAUGAUUCCAUAAGGUGCACGUAGCAAAUCUUCCCAUGUGGAUCAGUACAACUUAUGUAUGGCCUUGAGUUCACAAAUCUUAUAGUAAUCUUUGUAGUACUCUUCGUAACACUUCGUAAAGCAAGAGUGGCCCUUUUUUGUGAGCAACAAUUCAAACGAAUCUGUUGUAUCAGUUCUUAUGAUAGAUAGAAGAAAGUUCACUAGCCAAAAGGUUAGAGAAAA